Somion occarium is the source of this 2159-nucleotide messenger RNA. Lineage: Eukaryota; Fungi; Basidiomycota; Agaricomycetes; Polyporales; Cerrenaceae. The record is from the annotation of a GenBank genome assembly.
GCUUCUCAGGCAGCUCACGAACAUGCUCUUUCUUCUUGUACGGCAACACGUAUCCCCUGGAUAACGGCUUCGUAUUUAGGAUCUCUCCGAUUGACAACCACUUGUAAAUCUCGAGCGUCGUCAAGCUGAUCGCGCCAACUCAAAACUGCGCGGCACACACUUUCACCUCUUCGACCUUCGGGCCUUCAGAGUCACGACCAAAUUGUACAUCGCCCCUGGCUGGCUUUCAGUGAACCCUUUUGUUUUCCUCGGCUACUCCCUCAAUAUUUUAAUCUGUAAGGUGAGAAAUAAAAGUGGCCUUUGACUUGGCGUCCGAUUGAGCGCUAUAUGUCCGCCAGCUUGCAUCGUGUUCUGAACGAGGCAGGAACUACUAGGCCCGAUAACACAAGAUCGCCUAUUCCCUCCCAGGCUGCUCUCUCGUUUCUUGACUGCCGUACGCCAUGUCGUUUCCAACUGGAAAUGUAGCAAUCUUUUGGGAUUAUGAAAAUUGUGAACUGCCUUUCCACGCUGACGGUUAUAGUGUGGCGGGAGGCAUUCGCGACAUUGCCCACAAGUACGGUACUGUCAAGGCCUUCAAAGCGUACCUUGAGACCUCAGAGCAGACUUCUGCAAAGUCAUUGGGUAUUCGGUCUGAACUGAUAUCAUGUGGAGUAUCGAUCAUCGACUGUCCGCAUAAUGGACGGAAGAAUGUAGCGGAUAAAAUGCUCAUAGUCGAUAUGUUAGCCUACGCUAUGGACAACCCUGCUCCUGCUACCAUCAUCCUCAUUUCAGGGGACGGUGACUUCGUCCCUGCAGUAUCACUGCUACGUCUUCGUCGUUAUCAUGUAGUUAUCAUCGCUCCCACUCAGAACAACAUGCACCUCAGCAUGAAACACCAAGCAUCCGAAGUGUAUGACUGGUGUUCGGACAUCCUUCCCCCAUCCGCACGGCCCUCCGAGUUCCCCUCACACACACGAGGUGGCAGUGGGACGUCGCGCGCUUCCAACACCCCCUCCACCAUCAACGCCGCCCGUUCCCUUCGAUCCACUGCUGCGCCCUUCUUCCCAACCUCCCCAACGCUCACAAGAGGUGACAGAGGGAGCAGGUCUCAAGCACGACCCUCUCCGGAGCCUGAUCAGGAAGAAGGUCCAGACCGUCCUGUUAGGAUCUUUGACGCUGUUGCCGCCGGUUUGGCCUUCGAUUCAUUUUAUGCAAAUAUUUCCGCGCCAUGCACACCUCAAGGGACAUCGAGUGAACUGAGGCCUGACCAGUCAAGCAACGCGGCUCAAGGUUCCUUACCUACCCCACCGGCCGAUUCGCCAUCACAGUCUAAUGAGUCUUUAACUCCGCCGCCUUCAUAUCAAGGGGGUGCUGCCUCCUCGACUGAUACCCCGGCACCCACACCGCUCAGGAACCUACCAGACCCCUUUACUGAGCUGUCUACUACUCCAACCGAAGGCAUCCCAUACAGAGUCUCCACAUCAUCUCAUCUCCUGUCAACUACUUCAUCCGUCGCGGGUGGGCGAGCAAACUUCGUAAACACGGAACACCGUCGUAGCGGAAGCUCCUCCAUCACUAGCACCACCGUGGCGACGACUGCUAUGUACCGCCUCAAAGAUCCUCCACCCAAAUUCGAGCCUUUGGUAAAGGUCAUGGAGAAAUUGCGGUUGCAAGGUACCACGCGGAUCACAUCAUCCCAGUUGGGCGAGGACUUCAAACCUUCGGCGUAUGCAUCCGGUGAAAUCACGACGUUAAAGAAGUAUACGGACGCGGCUGAGAGUGCCGGGGUUGUUAUCAUUGGAGAAGGACAGCAUGGGAAUCGCUGGAUCGCGUUGCACCCUUCAUACCACGGGAAGAGUCGGAAGUCGUCUGGUUCGUAGGUGCUCACGGGUAUGGAUUGACAGGUUCUGGAACUAUUUCUUUUUCCUGGAGGUCUCAUUUUUCUAGUCAAGCGCGUUGUAAUGAAGAGAGAUAUGAGAGGAAUCACAAGCUCAUCGACCUCUUCGCAGGUUUACCGCAUACGACGAAACCGAAUAGCUCAGGAAGGGUGGAGUUUGCAUCUCUUGAUCCAUAACGUACAACAGAUGCUCACGGGCUCAGUGAGCGUUUACAAGAAAGUUCUUACCCCACAACAUGUUAGCAAUGAGGCAGUGAGGCAGUUGAUGCUAACAAUCUGUCCC